AAAAUACAGUAAUCGAUUGUCUUCGCUUGCUAUGCAUGGGAAGGUCAGUGACGAGGUUUACAUUGAUUUUAUACGAAAUCGAUGUGGUUUCAUCAGGUCCCACUAGGCCUAGGUACUCAGCCAGAGAGUGCAAGUGAAAUUAGAAACGCAUUCCAUGGGGAGUUUGGUUGAUGAUAAUAUUGUUAGCCUUUGAUUGCUACAAACUUAAAUUGUCAUCAUGGUGCAUGGAAUGCGUCAGAGACGCCACAUCCCAACCUGGACAGCCGUGAUAGCUGCCUGCAGCCUGGUGUCCAUCUUAAUAAUGCUGCACUUGCUCCUAGUUGAUCAGAGAGGAAACCCAAAGCUUGAAAUGGAGAAGAAGUGGGAAAAUAUCCGAACCAUGGAGAAGAAAAUGGAAGAGAUGAAACAGAACGUUGCAAAAGCUGAUGCGUACAAGGCAGAAUUGAUGGAAAUGGUGAAGUCAUGUAACGUCACAGCAGGACAACAAGGUAAUAGAUGUCGUGGUCUCUUAGCACUUGAUUUACCCAAGUUAGAGACACUGCCAAAUGAUCUGCUAAAUCGUGAAGUAGACAAUACUGGACUAUUAGGCUGUAGUGAAAUUGAUUCAUUAAAAAUAAUCAAGCAAAUCCAUAAAGGUGGGAAUAAAGUUGUCCAAAGUGCUCAACAUGGCAAAAGGCAAGUUGCGGUUAAGAGCGCUGCAUUAGAGGUUCGGAAUGUACAGAACUGUUUAAAGCGAAAGACAUUCAAAAAGAAAGAGGAUUGUUACAUUUUAGCAAAUUAUGAGGUUGUGCGCGAGAACUUGCUAUUGAGGCAAAUACAGCACUCAGGCGUCCCAAAGAUGUUGGGUAUGUGUGUUCGAAGUGAGGUAAGCAGUGGUGACAUCAAGGAACGUGGUGUAUCAUUGGUAGUAGAGUUAGGAAGGCAGGUGGAUUUAACAGAGUUGAUGUCACUGUCAUUGAAAGAAAGAAUCAAGAUAACAAUGGACUUUGGUGGCCUUCUUUUGUAUUUCGCACAUUCAUCACUAGGUAGCAUGAGAAUACAAAAGUUCAAAUUGAACCGGUUUAUACUAGCUGAUGACAAGAUCAAACUGGCUGAUGUCAAUGAACUGACCAGUCUUGAACCAGAAUGUGAUGUUCAAUACAGAUGUCUCUUGAAUGGCACAGAGAUAGAAAGUAUAAAGUGCUUUGACAAUAGGUGCAUUGGAAUGAAUGAGCAACUCAAUUUACAAGCAGCCAACAAGAUAUUUUUUAAGCCCCUCCUUCAUGUUCCUGUUACCAACCCAAGAGCCACUGAAAUUCGCCAACUUCUAAAGGACAUCGAAGCCUACAAGAUGACCUCUGACCAUGUAUAUCUUCGUUUGAAUUCUCUAUACCGUAGUUACAAUACAUGAGCAAGAACCAAAUACAUUUAAUUACCUCGUACAAUACAAAGGCCAACAAGAAGAUUUGAAGAAGACAAAUUGCUUCAAUGAAGUGAAGUUUUCACAAUGAAAGAGAGAUUGCCACAAUGAAAACAAAACUAUUAUAUUGUAGUAAAAUGCUUACAUUAAUUUUUUGGAUUUUUUUCUUUGUAAUUUUACUCUGUCAAUGUGCAAUGCCACUUUCAUUACUUUCAGUAUUUCUGCAUUGGAUGGAUAUUAUUUAGCUUGUACCUUGUAAAGUGCAUACUGUAUGAGGAGGUACCUUCAACAUCAUAAAAUUGUAUAUAUUUAUAGUCAUACACACCAGCAACAUCGACAGUAAUCAUUGGCAUCUUGCCAUAGUUGUUGUUAUGUAGAUGACCUCACCUCAAAACAGUUUCCAGAGCGUGUUCUUCAAUUCUUCUGGCUCUACACAAUAACAUAAAACAAUAUCAACAUUUGUUCCUUUGAGUAUGUUUGUUUUUUGCUUUAUGAAGAUUUGGUUUUAAAAAUACUUGGUCGUUUGAACUAGGCUUAUCUAUGGCUGUUCAUGUAGCUUUGGUGUUUUUUUUUUGUUUUUUUUAUCCCCAUGUUUGUUACUGUGGCUGUUUUUCAGCCAUGCUGUCUCAGAGUGAUUCCUACCUCUACACUUUUCUGCAUUUUUUAAAACCAAAAACUAGGUAAUCUCUGCCAGUUGUGUGCUUGUGUGUUAACCCACAGUACUUACACUAUUUGGCCUGGCAGUCAUGUUGCCUGAUUGACUAAUUUAUCUUCUAGCAUAACCCACUGCUACUCCUGGUGGUACAUGGCCUGAGUUGUUGAGUCAUAAAAGCUGUCAGGCAAAAACUGAUUUUCUAAAGCCAGAGACAGCUGGCCUGAGACUUCCAUGUUCAAGCAUCUAGACAUAAGCUAACAUUUUUGUAGCCAAUCCAUCCACAGCUUGCCUGCUUUCUGUGGGUUUUUGUCCGGAAAUAGUUCUGCUCUCAGCGACCUAGUGUUGACCACUGUCACCACCUUGAAGUAUUAGGCAAUACUGUACUAAACCUGCAUUAUCUUUGCAAUAUGCUGCUUUGAGGUGUGGAUACCUGUGUAUCUUCUGUCUGUGCUGCUUCCCUCAAGAAUGGAUUUUAAAUCCCAUUUCUUGUGUAUUGCUUUUUUUUUUCAAAUGUUCAUUGUUUGGAUAAUGUGUUUUAAUAUUCUUUCAUUAGAAUUUGUAAACUUGCAGUUAUUGUCUUCCUAUCUCUGCUGUGAAGCGUAUUGGCAAGUACCUUCAUUAGACCCAGGACUCUAUUUUAAAAACAAUUAUCCAGCAUGGUGCUUGUUCACCCGAGUCUGAAAAUAUUUUUCCAAUUUAUUUUUGAGUUUCUCAUACAAAUUUCCUCUUCAGUUCUUUUAUCUAGAAAUUUUCCUAAUCAGCAUAGUUCAUCCUUUUUAUCUUGGCAGUGGCCUAUAUAGGGCGGAGGGGGAGUCAGGGGUGCAUUCCCCCAUAAAAUUACUCGCGUGCCCCCAGUUCACCUAAAUCACCUUAUUUUGUGAAUUAGUGCCCCUCUACUGAUCAUCAAGCCCCCACUUCACAUUUGCAUUGCUCCCCCCAACUUCACCUUCGCACCCCUACUUAAUUUUUCGCUCCCCCCGCAACCACACAAGUAUCACAUUCAUAACAUCACUAGUAACAUUGUAUUCAAUUAUCGAGGUUGUCUGCAUAACAACAGCAACUAUGGAAGGCCAUUAUUGCAAUAAUCACUCAGAAUAUUACAAUAUCCUGCUUGUGACAGAUGAUGUUGCUGACAAUGGCUUUCAACCCUAUUUCUGUUUGAAAUCAGGGGUGGCGCCAGCGAGGGGCCAGACCCCCCUCCCCCGGUCGGGGAGAAGAAGCACAAUUCGUCGGGGAGAAAAAAAAUUAUAUGUAUUUUGUACAUAUUAGUAGACUCUAAAAUCGA
Anneissia japonica is the source of this 3339-nucleotide messenger RNA. RefSeq lists its product as uncharacterized. The record is from RefSeq and is a predicted model, not a curated record. Lineage: Eukaryota; Metazoa; Echinodermata; Crinoidea; Comatulida; Comatulidae. Gene Ontology annotation, molecular function: non-membrane spanning protein tyrosine kinase activity.